Molecule: messenger RNA, 1560 nt
Organism: Aspergillus candidus
Lineage: Eukaryota; Fungi; Ascomycota; Eurotiomycetes; Eurotiales; Aspergillaceae
Product: PH domain protein
Exons: 4
Coding region: 1-1560 (519 amino acids)
Source: RefSeq, a predicted model, not a curated record
AUGUCCGCUACGAGUAGUCCAGUGGACGCGAGGCUCCCGCAUCGUUCCUCGACGAUGAGGAGCUCCGUGACCGGUCCGGACCGCCGGGCUUCUAUGAGCGAUGAUGAGGCCAUUCCGGAUUCUGACAGCAGUGAGACUACGAAUCUCCUUGUCGAGCGCCUCCGCGCUUGGAAGCAUAUGUGCGGCAACUUGGAGGACUUUGUUAGUGUUACUGCUAAGGUGCAGAAGUCGCAGUCGAAGGACUAUGAGAAGGUUCUGAAGACCGUUAGCGAUCCCCUGAAAGAGGGGCACCAUUUUUCGCAGAGCGUUGGGGGCGUUUCUUCUAUGUUUGAGAAUAUUCGCGCCAAUACUCAGGGAAUGGUCAGCAUGUACCUCGACGGAGAGAAGAACUUGAGGACCUCCGUCCUCCCGGCCCUGGAGCGUCUCCACAAGGAAAUCAAGAACAAGUCGAAGGAGUUGGCGACCGGUGCGUCUAAGAGCGCUAAAGCUGUCGAGAAGGCCCGCCAAACCACCCAGAAACACAUCGAGCUCCUGGCCACGCAGACGGCCACGUUCGACGCCGCCGCCGGAAACAAGGUCGAGACGGCCAAUGACCCGUACCUGCUGCGCCGCGGCGUCAACCACCGCCUCAACAAACAGGUGAUCGAGGAGAACAACAACCGCUCCGACAUCAUCGCCGUGCAAAACAACUUCCAGCAGUUCGAGGCCCACGUGCUCCAGACCAUCCAGGCCGCCAUGGAGCAGUUUACCGUCUUCGUGAACGGCCAACUAGAGCGUCAGCGCACCAUGUACUCCGAUAUCCUGGGCGCCACCCAGCGCAUCCCCCCCGAAUUCGAGUGGGUCAACUUCAUCACGAGGAACGACCAGGCCCUCGUCGACCCCGAUGGGCCCCCGCGAUCGCUGGCCAACAUCAACUUCCCGAACCAGGACCACCGUUCCACCACGCCCCUCGUCGAGGGCAGCCUGGAACGCAAGUCCCGCGCCGUCAUCAAGGGCUACAACUCGGGCUUCUACGUCGUCACGCCCGCGCGCUACCUACACGAGUUCAAAGACAACGACGACUUCCAGAAGGACCCCGCCCCAGAGCUCUCCCUGUACCUGCCCGACUGCGUGGUCGGCGCCCUCGACGGCGCCAAAUUCAGCGUCAAGGGCAAGGACGUCUCCAGCGGCAAGGUCGGCAACGCCUUCCACACCAACACCGAGCUGCACUUCAAGGCCCACAGCGCCAGUGAGGCCGAAAAAUGGUACAAAGCCAUCAAGGAAGCCUCCAGCGGGCCCACCCUGCAAACCAACACCGCUGCCGCCGCCGCUGCCACCGUCGCCAGCCCCACCGCAACCUCCCAGCCCGCCAGCCCGGCCGUCGCCACCGGCGGUAACGGUGCCUCCCCCCCGGGCCAACAGCCCCCGGCCUACGGCGAUCACCAGAACGACCCCGUCUCUCCCGCCGUAACGGGCCCCAGCGACGCCGCUCAGAGCCCCGUGUCUCCCGCGGGAGUCAGCCGCACCAACACCUCGGCGUCAGCAUUCAGCAGCACGGCGGCCACAGGUGACAAGGCUUAA